This is a messenger RNA of Cutaneotrichosporon oleaginosum, 1676 nucleotides long. RefSeq lists its product as uncharacterized. Gene Ontology annotation, cellular component: cytosol. The record is from RefSeq and is a predicted model, not a curated record. Gene Ontology annotation, molecular function: protein phosphatase 2A binding. NCBI's taxonomy places the organism in Eukaryota, Fungi, Basidiomycota, Tremellomycetes, Trichosporonales, Trichosporonaceae. Gene Ontology annotation, biological process: regulation of dephosphorylation; regulation of signal transduction.
CUUCCAAACAUCCUCUUCCACCUCGCCGCAAUGUCUAACGAAACAAACCUCCCUCUACCGCAGUUCUAUGCGCGCACACUGCACAGUAUUCUCCCGGUUCUCGAUGGCUCCCUCCCCCCGAUGGAGGAGAGCACGCAGACGCAGCUUCAGCGGGGCAUCGACGACCUGUACCUCGUCGGGCGCAUGCUCUCCUCUCUCGGCGUGUUCAGCGACAAUGAGCGCCUGGACGAGGUGGGCGACAAGCAACUCGUCUUCAUGACCGUGGGCUGGGUGCUCGGCGAAGCCGAGACACGGCAAGGUUUCAGCGGGCCUGACAAGCGCAAGGCGGCGCUCGAGCGCUCCGACACGGCGUUCAACGCAUUCCUCGGCGUGCUCGACACAUACAAGGUCGUGCCGGAAGGCGAGACGUCCCGCGGGCUGCCCGCUGAUGCCGGGCGGCGGCGUGAAGCCAAGAUUGCCGCACACCGCCGUUCGAAAGAGCUGCGCGAGAAAUUGCGCUCCUCCCUCCCCGGACCUGUGGACGCGAGCGACCACCCCAUCGCGUUCAUCCUCGCCCUCCUCCCCUCCGCCAAGCUGUCGAGCACAUCGGUGAACGACGAGGAGGCCGAGACGCGCGCCCCCACCCUCCUCCUCCUGCGUCUGCUGGCCGACUUGGCCGUGAGCAGCCUCGGCAACAACGCGAUGGAGCUGGAGAUUCUGGCGCAAGCACCGGCAGACCCGACCGAGGGCCCGCUGGCGGACCCGCGCCGCCGCCGCACCGAAGAGGAGGACAGCACAUGGCGCCUGGACCGUGCGCCAGGGCAGUAUAAGCCGCGCGAGCUGAUUUCGGGCGGCGGCCGCGUGCUGCGCCCAUUCACGAUUUUGCCGAGCACAAGCGCGAUGAGCGACCGCGAGCGCCUGCGCGCCGACGUGUUCCGCUCCGGCCAUAGGCUGCCGACGAUGACGAUCGACGAGUAUCUCGAGGAAGAGGACCGGCGGGGUAACAUUAUCCGCGGGGGAGGACAGGCGAGUUAUGAUGCGCCGACCGAGUCGGAGCUGCUCGAGCUCGAGACGGAGAACGACGGGACGAUGGCUGCUGAAGAGGCGGCGGAGAAGAAGCGCGCAAAGGACGAGAACUGGGCUCGGUUCACGGACGAUAACAAGAAGGGCGAGGGGAACAGGAUGAACAAGGGCUAGGAGGAUGCAUUGUCUCAGCGUGCGGUGCUGCGUAGUGAGGACCGCGGUCCAAUGUAGAAUGCGCGACAUGGCGGAUGGGGUUGAUUGCCAUUUAGGCUUGCCCACUUGAGCGCUCAUCUCCCGCGACGCCCAAGACUCCCCUAGAAAGAUCUUGUGCCAAGUACAAAGUAGCCAAGUAGAGCGGGAUCUAGUGCAAAUUGCAGUCUCCGGAUCUGCGGCCAUCUUAAAUGCGCUGGUGCCAGAUACCAGGAGCCAGGACCAUCGUGCCAUGUCUCCGUUGCCAUGCUCCCUGCCGCUGGCCACUGCUGCAGCUCAUCGAUGACUACUGCCCUGCCCACAUCAUCAGCUAAACGAGCCGAAGCAGGAGCUAAUAUGCCAGGGCGAGACAGGCACUUGCUCAAUGACGCGCGGCGUCCAGCCUCCAGCCUCCAGCCUCCAACGCUCCGGUGAAGCCAAAGAGCCGACGUGGAAUAGUGGAUGGAGAUGCAUUGAUUGUAUGG